ACUCCCAUCCCUAACCCUGUGCAACAACAAAAUUCCAACGCAGCUAACGAAUUGCAAAAAAGUUCUAAAAUUAUCGUUAAAGUGUGCAACAAAAGCAAAAACGCGUUGUUUUUUAAAUCGUUUUUCGCAGUACGGUGUGGCCAAUAAGUGGGCUUAUCUUUUCUGUUUGUGUGCGUUGAACACACACCAAACCAUUGCGUUUUUCGCGUCCCUUUCCCUCCCCUUUUCUUCCUCUUCCAUAACUGUGUCAAAUCAACAACAACUAAAUGCACAAAUUGAUAAGCAAUUUGAUUCAAUUUAAUCUCGUUUAAAUCAACUCAAAACCAGUGCAAGCGGCAACCGAAAAUAAAUUAAAAAUACUAAAUUUGUAAUCCAUAUAAAUAGAAUACCCUUGAGUGGAUUUGUGUGCGCCUAAUUAAUUCAACACUUCUUUUGGUUCCGCAUUUUUUGAAAUUAUAACGAAGUCAGCUAUUGAAAGCAAAAGCAACAAAAAAAAGCGGUUUUUGUUUGUUUUUCAAGCUCAACGAAAAAAAAGAGGAAAAGAAAUCCGCUUCCAAUCAGCUGUUCCAAACAGCUGCCUGAGUGCGAGUGAGACAGCCUACCUGCGCGCCAAAAUAAAACAACAACAACAACAACAGUGGCACCGUGGUUUGAGACCUAGCUAAAUUGUAUAAAUCAAUUUAAAUAGUAAAAGGAAAUUAAAUUAAAUUUACAUAUAUUUGUUAAGUUUUUAAAUCGUUUACACUUAAUACGCGUGUGUCUAAAAUAAGUGAAAAAUAAAAAAAAAUAGUGCAAAAUGAGUGAUGUAACAGACGAUUCGGGCGGGGCAAGUGCCCCCCAACCAUCGCCAGUUACUCCGGAUCAGGACCCUGGAGUUCCGGCCUCCAAACUACCGGGUCCAACCCGAUCCAAUAUUCCCAUGCCCGCUACUUCAGGGACGGGGAUUCCCACGGUCACGCCCUCUGCUUUAGGGACCGGAAUCCCGCAGCCCAGCAAAAUAAAGGCACCAUCGCAAUUCGGCUCGACGGGCUCCGUUUCCAAAAUCGGAAGACCAUGCUGCAAUCACACAACCCCUAAAUCGGGACCACCACCUAGAGACACAGCCAGCAUGAGUCGUGAAAGCGAUGACAAUUUAAGUUCGAUCAAUUCGGCUUAUACAGAUCUCUAUCAAGAGACUGUCAGGCGCUUUACGCGAUCUUCGCUAUCACCCACAUCCGAUUGGGACCGCUUUUCGCCCGCUAGACGCUCGCUAAAAUCGGAGACUGGAAGUCGCACAUCUUAUGAUUAUUAUCUAGAGGCCACUGGGCGACGUCGCAGCUCAGAUCACAACAGCGCCGUGCUGACAGCGAACACAGAGCAGUUCAUCAUUGGCCAGCGGGUGUGGCUCGGUGGCCUUCGACCCGGACAGAUUGCCUACAUUGGCGAGACACACUUUGCACCCGGCGAAUGGGCGGGCGUUGUCCUGGAUGAACCUAAUGGCAAAAACGAUGGCUGUGUGUCGGGCAAAAGAUACUUCCAGUGCGAGCCAAAACGCGGCAUUUUCUCACGCCUCACACGUCUUACCACAUAUCCGAUGUCCGGAGCCCAGACGCCGACUUCCCCGUUGGCCAAAAACUCCCCGGACAGAUCGCGCACAGUCUCCCCAACUGCGAGCAUUCGCAGCUCUAUGCUCCGCAGUCCCGGCAUUGGAGGCAAAAAUGGCAUGGCUGUGGGCGAUCGUGUGAUUGUCUCCUCUGGAUUUGGCAGUCGUCCGGGUAUUUUACGCUAUUUGGGCGAGACACAAUUCGCUCCCGGCAAUUGGUGCGGCGUGGAACUGGAUGAGCCUAGUGGCAAAAACGAUGGUGCUGUGGAUGAUAUAAGAUACUUCGAGUGCAAACCCAAAUACGGGGUGUUUGUACCCAUAGCGAAGGUUUCGCUGUCGCCGUCGUCGAAGAAAACGCGACUUUCGAGGACCGGAUCGCGGGAGUCCCUCACGUCGAUCGGCACCAUGAACAGCAUCGCCACCACGGCCACGUCGCGCAUGCGCAUGAAUGCUCAGCAGCGCAAGUCGAUCACACCAGUAAAGCCUAUUUUAGCGACGCCGAAAAGCCAAUUUUCCAUGCAGGAUCUGCUGCGCGAGAAGCAACAGCAUGUGGAGCAGCUGAUGGUGGAGCGCGACUUGGACCGCGAGGAUGCCCAGAAUCAGGCGCUGCAGCUGCAGAAGAACAUCAACGAGCUGAAGGCAAGAAUUGUUGAAUUGGAGUCGGCAUUGGGAGAUGAACGAAAGAAAUCGGAAGAGUUGCAAUUCUCCGUAGACGAGGCCCAGUUUUGUGGCGAUGAAAUAAAUGCUCAAUCGCAGGUCUACAAGGAAAAGAUACACGAUCUGGAGUCGAAAAUCACACAACUGGUAUCCGCCUCGCCAAGUCUGCAGAGCAUACCACCACCUGCCCCGCCCCCAGAUGAUAGCGCCCUUAAGGAGGAGAUUGCCCAGCUGCAGGAAAAGCUUAGCAUUCAGCAGAAGGAGACUGAGUCCCGGAUUGCCGAGCAGCUGGAGGAGGAGCAGCGCUUGAGGGAGAAUGUGAAGUACCUGCAGGAACAGAAUGCCACUCUUCAGUCUGAACUGGUGUCCAAGGAUGAGUCUCUGGAGAAAUUCUCCCUCUCGGAGUGUGGCAUUGAGAAUCUUCGCCGGGAACUGGCACUGCUCAAGGAGGAUAACGAAAAGCAAGCUGAGGAGGCUCAAGUUGCAUUCACUCAAAAGCUGGCCGAAAAAUCCGAAGAGCUGAAGAAAGUCACCGCCGAGUUGCAGAACAUGAAGGCAGCCUCUGAUUCUCUGGAAAGCGAAAGGGUUAACAAAAGCGAUGAAUGCGAGAUUCUUCAGACCGAAGUUCGAAUGCGGGAUGAACAGCUCAAGGAGAAAGAUCAACAACUCGAAGAACUGACCAUCCAAUUAAAUGUACAAAAAGCGGAUAAUUUGACUCUGGAUGAUAUGCUGCGACAGCAAAAGGCAGCAGGUGAUGAAAAAUCUUCUCUAUUAGAAAAAACCCUAGAGGAGCUAAAUCAAUUUAAAGAAGGCGCUGCGAAAAAUCAGCUGGAAAAAGAAAACCUUGAAAAGCAAUUAACAGAAAUAAAGCAAUUGGCGGAACAAGAAAAACUAGUCAGGGAAAAGGCUGAAAACGAAAUUAGUCAACUUAAAUUAGAAAAACUAUCGGUAGAGCAGCAAUUUGCCGUAAAGCAAGCUGAACUUGAAAACUCCCAAAAGAAACAGUCUGAAACAGAGAAAAAUCUUCAGGAAAACAAGGAGAUCAAUACCCAAAAGGAUAUUCAAAUAAAAGAGUUCAAGGAAUCACUUCAAAAACUGCAAAAACAACUGGAGGAGAAAAUACAAGCCCAGGAAAAACUCCUAACUGAUCUGAAAGAACUCAACAUAAAUCAGGAAACGAUUUUAAGCCAAAAGACGCAGGAAAUUCAAGAACUCCAGGCAAAGUCGACUGAAACCGAAGGGGCCCUUAAGUCCACUCAAAACCAAUUGGAACAACUCCAGCAACAGGCAGCCGCAUCUGGAGAAGAGGGUUCCAAGAAUUUGGCCAAACUGCAGGAGGAGAUAAGUCAGCUUAAGUCCCAGGCGGAGAAAACUCAAUCGGAUCUGAAAGCUAGCCAAUUGGAUGUGGAAGCCAAGACCAAACAACUGGAGUCAGCAAACGGAAGCCUGGAGGAGGAUGCCAAACAGUUGGCCAAUCUGCAGGAACAGAUGGCCAAACUUAAGUCCCAAAUGGAGGAGACGCAGUCAGCUCUCUGCUCAAGCAAUACGGAUUUGGAAUCCAGAACGAAGCAAGUUGAGGCAGCCAAUGCGGCUUUGGAGAAAGUUAACAAGGACUAUGCUGAGUCCCGAGCGGAGGCUUCUCGCCUACAAGAUCAGGUGAACGAGAUCACCGAUACUCUUCAAGCAGAGCUCCUGGCAGAACGAUCCUCUUCAAGCGACCUUCACACGAAACUGUCCAAGUUCUCGGAGGAAUUAGCCACUGGUCGAAAGGAAUUUACCAGCAAAGCAGUUGAGUGGACUCAGGAAAUGUUGCAGAAGGAGAAAGAAUUGCAGGAGCUUCGACAGCAGCUGCAAGAUAGUCAAGAUUCGCAAACAAAAUUAAAAGCAGAGAGUGAAAGAAAAGAGAAGUCUCUGGAAGAAUCUAUCAAGGAUCUCCAAGAACAAGUCGCUAGGGCAAAGGCGAAUAAUCAAGAGCUGAGCAGCGGCACUCAGGAAACCAUUAAAGAUCUGCAAGAGCGUUUGGAAAUCUCCAAUGCCGAGAUCCAGCACAAGGAGAAAAUGUCCGCCGAAGAUGCCCAGAAGAUAGCUGACCUUAAGACCCUUGUGGAAGCCAUCCAGGUGGCUAAUGCCAACAUAUCAGCCACCAAUGCAGAGCUCUCCACCGUCUUGGAAGUCCUUCAGGCGGAGAAAAGCGAAACGAAUCACAUAUUCGAGCUUUUCGAAAUGGAAGCGGAUAUGAAUUCCGAGCGGUUGAUUGAAAAACUCACUGGAAUGAAGGAGGAGCUGAAGGAAACGCAUAUUCAACUGGAUGAGCGACAGAAAAAGUUCGGGGAGUUGGAGGCGAAAUUAGAGCAAACUCAACAGAGUGAGCAAAGUUUGCAGCAAGAAUCCUUGACUGCCAAGGAGCAACUUAAAGAACUUCAACAGUCAUUGGAUGAACUUCAAGAUUCGCUAAAGCAAAAAGAGGAAAUGGUCCUGAGUUUGGAGGGUAAACUAAAGGAAACGAGUUCCAUUAUUGAAGGUCAAACUACUUCAUCACAGGAAGUACAAGUAAAACUAGAAGAAGCUCAAAGGAAUGAAAAGAAUUUACUCGAAGAAAGUGCCAAAUUAAAUGAGCAACUGCAAGAGUUACAAAAGACCCAGUCGGAACUCUCUGAAUCCCUCAAGCAAAAAGAAGAACUUGUACAGAAUUUAGAGGAUAAAUUAAAAGAAAGCAAUACUCACUCAGAAAUCCAAAGUAAUCUGUGGAAGGAAACCCAAGUUAAAUUGGAGGAGACCCAACAGCGGGAGAAAACUUUGCAGGAAGAGGCUGCCAAACUAUCCAGUGAACUUCAACAAGUGCAGCAGGCAAAUGGAGAAGUUAAUGAUUCCCUAGUUAAAGUGGAAGGACUGGUGAAGGUUUUCGAGGAAAAACUCGAAGCAGCCCAUUCUCAUUUGGAAGUUCAACAGGCCACAAACAAAGAACUCCAGGAGUUGCUGGCCAAGGCGAAGGAGAGCGAAGGAAACCUACAAGGAGAAUCUUUGGCAGUCACCGAGCAACUACGUCAGCUCCAGCAAGCCAAUGGAGAGCUUCAGGAAUCACUGUUAAAAAAAGAUGAAAACCUUAAAAGCCUUGAAGCCAAACUUCAAGAAAGUAGUACUCUACUGGAAGACCGAAACAAGAGCCACAACGAACUCCAGGAUAAGUUUGAACAGGCCCAGCAAAAGGAGAGGAGCCUGCAAGAGGAACUCUCCCAGUUAACUGAGCAACUAAGCCAACUAAAGCAGGCUAAUGAGGAGCUACAAAAGUCCCUUCAACAGAAACAAUCGCUUUUGGAAAAGGGCAACGAAUUCGACACGCAGCUGGCGGAGUACCAGAAAGUCAUCGAUGAAAUGGAUGAUUCGGCCUCCGCUAAGUCCAAGCUGCUGGAGCAGCUCCAAAAUCGAGUUGUGGAACUGGAGGCCGCACUCCAACAAGCCAACGAAGCCCAAAAGACUGCCCAUCUGGAGACCAAGGAGCUGAGACGCCAGCUGGAAUCGCUUGAAUUGGAGAAGUCCAAGGAGAUUUUGAUCCUCAAGACGCAAGUGAAUGGAGCGGGAAGCCGGUCAGGAAAGGGAGAUGAACUGGAGUCACUGGACACCGAAACAAGUCUGGCCAAGAUCAACUUUCUAAACUCAAUCAUUGCGGACAUGCAGCAAAAGAAUGAUGCACUCAAGUCCAAAGUGCAGACUCUGGAAACCUUGCCAAUGGACUUUACCAAGCCAAAUGCCUUUGAUGUUCUGACAAAGCGAAAACCGGCGCCCAGACUUUUCUGCGACAUCUGCGAUGAGUUUGACAAACACGAGACGGAGGAUUGUCCAAUCCAGGCUAGCGAGGAUCGGGAUUACUCACCGCCACCGUCCGAGGCCAAUAACAACGAGAAGGAGCGCAAGUUGCCAGCGCCCAGAAAAUACUGCGAUUCUUGCGAGGUCUUUGGCCACGACACGAGCGAAUGCGCCGAUGAUGAAACCUUUUAGGUCUAGAUAAAUUCUAAAUUAUAUUUUACUGUGUUUUUGAUUCUUUAGCAUAACCGUAUGGCGAGAUCGAUCAGAUGAGAUAACUUGUACCUCAGCAGAGCUUCACUCAAUCACUAAAAAACACCAACAUUCUUUAUUUAAAAUCGUGAUCUUGCGUUAUGCACAUAUUCUUGGAUAAUAGUCUAUUUUAAAUUGUUUUUAUUUAUUUAAUGCGAUUCGUGGCAAACACAAUCGGUUGUUUUCGUAAUUUUUGAAUGUAAACAUAGUGUAAAAAUAAAAAAUAAGAAUGUGGAAGAAGA
Molecule: messenger RNA, 6534 nt
Organism: Drosophila elegans
Lineage: Eukaryota; Metazoa; Arthropoda; Insecta; Diptera; Drosophilidae
Gene: CLIP-190
Product: restin homolog
Exons: 18
Coding region: 797-6235 (1812 amino acids)
Source: RefSeq, a predicted model, not a curated record